Molecule: messenger RNA, 1149 nt
Organism: Phoenix dactylifera (date palm)
Lineage: Eukaryota; Viridiplantae; Streptophyta; Magnoliopsida; Arecales; Arecaceae
Product: thiosulfate sulfurtransferase 18-like
Molecular function (GO): catalytic activity
Source: RefSeq, a predicted model, not a curated record
GCUCGUAGAAAAAUGAUACGGAAAUAUGGAAUCGGGGGACCUUUCUAUCCCCGUCGGCGCCGUUGGAGAGGAAAACCAGAGCCUGGAAAACCACCGGCGGCACCCACAGACCCUCCCUCCUCCGCCCUCCGAUUCUCGCCUCCUCUUCCUUCUACUUUGAUCCCUCGACGAGUCCCAUUUUAAGCUUUAAAGAAUAGAAGGCCAUGGCUUCUCAUUGGGCGUUGAAAUGGUUUUGUUCUUGUAAUGUUAUCGCCUUGUUUCUUCUUUUCCUGUGGCCGCCUCUUUCUGGUAGCUCGGAAGCAAUUGCGACCGUGGACGUCCACGCCGCGAAACGCCUCGUGUACUCCGGCCACCGCUACCUGGACGUCAGGACGGUCGAGGAGUUCAACAAGGGCCAUUUGGAGAACGCCAUAAACGUCCCCUAUCUCUUCUUCACCCCACAAGGAAAGGAGAAAAAUCUCAAGUUCGUGGAGCAGGUCUCGUUGGUUUGCGAUAAGGAUGAUCACAUAGUUGUGGGAUGUCUAAGCGGAGUGCGGUCCCUCCAAGCUGCUGUGGAUCUUCUCGACGCUGGUUUCAAGCAUGUUCAGAACAUGGGAGGUGGGUAUGCCGCAUGGGUAGAGAAUGGGUUUGCCGUGAAGAAACCUCGAGAAGAGCUGUAGUGCUCGUGUUAAGUUGAUUCACAUAUGUACGUCUAUAGAAAUAAAAUAAUAUUGAAACAAAUAUCAGCUAAGAAUAUGUAUAGUGCUAUUCUUGAAUUUAAUGUGUUCAGGUUGUAUCUUUCAUGGUAAGGAAUGAUUCAUCUUCUUUUGCGACGUCGAUGUCGAUUGUUGGAUCAUGUAGUAGCCGCUUCAAGAUCUAUAUCGAUGGAUGAAAGGAAAAGUUUGGAAUGCUUUGAGACAUGUGUGGGUUCCAACAGUUGAUAUCAUGAAAAAAAAUUAAUCAUUCUUUCGUGCAAAAGAUACAACCUAAUCCGAAUUCAGUAGCACUGAUUAGGAUAAAGUAGAUAUGUUUAUGGUGCAUGAGGGACUGCAAGGAUCUUUGACAGUUUGUCCAAUUGCCAUGCUAAGCCCCAGUUGUUGUUCCAAAUGCUGGGAAUUUUUGUAUUAUUUUGAUACUGAGAUCAGAGUUGAAUUUGCACAUUAAAUUCAA